This is a messenger RNA of Brassica rapa (field mustard), 5132 nucleotides long. RefSeq lists its product as uncharacterized. Gene Ontology annotation, molecular function: single-stranded telomeric DNA binding; damaged DNA binding. Gene Ontology annotation, cellular component: DNA replication factor A complex. The record is from RefSeq and is a predicted model, not a curated record. Gene Ontology annotation, biological process: double-strand break repair via homologous recombination; nucleotide-excision repair; meiotic cell cycle. NCBI's taxonomy places the organism in Eukaryota, Viridiplantae, Streptophyta, Magnoliopsida, Brassicales, Brassicaceae.
CUGAUUUCUUGGCUUAUUACUCUAUCAAAGUUCAUAAGAUUCUCUCAGACAGUCAUCGCGAUGGAAAACACUGGCAAAUCUCCGAUCUCCACUGACCGUAAGACCAACGAGAAGAACGUCGACUCCUCUCCGUCUGCAAAACCAAACGGGAAGUCCAUUGCUUCCUCUGUGACCAUCGACUCUUCUGCGUCUGUGAAGCCAAACGAGAAGUCCACCGCUUCUUCCGCGAUUGCGAAGAAACUUAACAAGAAGGCUGCCAUUUCAUCUGCCAAUCCGAUGUACCCAACCGCUGUUACCGCUCUCUCCUCCGCGCAUGGCGACCAAGUGAUGUUGUUCAGAGAUAUUUCUCACGGCCCGCGCGAAGCCGAGUUGAUGUUUCGUUUGAUUCACUUCUGGGAGGCUCGCAAUCCAAAUACAAAAGCCUUAAUUGGACAAGAGAUGCUCCUUAUCGACGAAGAGGGUACUGUUAUUCAAGGUUUUGUUCCAGCCAGCCGUGUCGGAACAUUUGAUUUGAUAGCUGGUUCUGUGUUUAAACUGAUCAACUUCUUCGGAUCCAGAAGCAAAGAUCAGUAUCGGGUUGCUGAUCAUGUCGCCACCGUCUCAUUCACUUGGAAUUCUUCUUUGUCCGUGCUUGAGAACCCUCCGGUUCUAAUUCCAGAAGAUAGGUUCAGGUUCCACAGCUACGAGGAGUUUAAGGCCAACUGUGACUCCAAGGGUGAUCUUUAUGAUUACCUUGGUCACAUGAAGCUGGUGAAUGGACAGACUAUCACGGACCAUAUGGUGCUUGACGAAGAUGCCAUAGCAGAGAAGCGGCAUCUAUGUGUUCAUGUUCAGACACAUGAUGAACCGGUGAUGAAGCUUUAUCUGUGGGACAAGGUUGCAGCCGACUUCUGCCAGAAAUUCAAGUCGUAUGGAAGCAUCCCAAGCGUUCUUUUGGUCACCACUGUGAACCCUAAACAUCUUGGAGGAACCCUUGCUAUCACUUCUAUGCCAUCAUCACGUGUGUUUAUGGAUUCCGAUGUUCAGCCUACCAAGGAUUAUCUUGAAUGGUUGAGUUCCAACUUUGAUAUUGCUAAUAGGAUUUCUGCUGAGGUUGUUACUAAGCCUGAGACAGUGACUCUUGAAGAGCUAUUCACUUACAUCAAGCAGGAAGCUUCUAAGGUUGCUUGGUUUGAGUGCAUAGCAACUAUAGAUGAUGUUGUCCAGGGUUCUGCUUGGUAUUACAUUUCCUGCGAUGGAUGUAAUAGCAAGGCUGUCAAAGGGCCUACUUCUAUGAUUUGCAACAAUAAGAAGUGUGGGAAGAGAGAAGUCACAGGAGUGCCACAGUACCUCACGAGGCUUUCUGUGUAUGAUAAGAAAGAGCAAGCAGUGUUUGUCAUUCUUGGUGAUGCUGGCAAGGAGUUAACUGGGAAACAUGCAGCGGAAUUAGUUGCUAAGUACUUUGAGGCUAACGAUGGAGUAGGAGCUGAACACUGCGUCCCGGUUCCACAGGCUUUGCUUGAUACAAUAGGGCAGACGCGCAAGUUUAUUGUUAAAGUUUCGGAUCAUAAUCUGAAAGGCAAGAUUCAGUCCAUAACUGUCACCAAGAUUCUCCCACUAGAAGCUCCACUUCCAUCAGUUGUAGGUGAGGAAUCUGGUUCUUCCGGAGGCUUAGGAGAUACUGCAGGUGAUAGGGCUAGGAAAGCCGCUGAGACCCUUGAGUCAGAUGCAGCAAAGCGUUCAAAGAGUGGCUAAUAUGGUUUCAGCUUAUUUUCUUGCUGCAGUUCAGGUCGUGUUUUUUUAAGUUUCCCUAAUGCCUUUGUGUUCUUUUCAUUACAAACUUCAGGCUUUUGACAUUUUCUGUUUAAGUUUUUUUAAUACAAUUUCCAUUAUAUGGUUUUAUCUUAUCCUUAUGAGCAUUUUACUUAUUGCAUUAUGAUCUUUCCAUAGGUAGCGUUAUAAUCUUUCGAAAGAAAUCGCUUUGGUUUGAAUAUAGUAAUGAUCUGAAAGAAAUCGCUCUGGUCAUUUAAUUUGUGAACUUUGGUCCGGGAGCAUUAAAUUUAAAUUUAUAUGAAAUUAUUACACAAUCCCGAAUUUACAUCAAUCUUAGUGUGAAAAGGAAAGUUAAUAUUCUUCACAAAUGUUUCUUUUAAAAUAAGUAAUGUCCCAAAAACCUAGCUUCUUGCCGAAUCCAACAGACGCUCUCUACCAUCUUCUCACGACCAUCCUCCAGAGACUCCGUAUACGUAUACUGAUAUACCUAAUCUAUAGUGAGUUGGUUAUAGAAUCGCUGCACAAGUCAGGAAUGUAUAACACACCCUCCGAUGAACCCAUAGCACUUGAAGGUAAACAAUUCAUCUACUCUUCUUUCUCUGAAAAGUCCAAUCAAAAUGAAACCAUGGUUAGAUUACGUAUAAUACAAAACAGAGAGAGAGUAUAUGAAUAGUUAAAUCUAAAAAAAAAAUAUAUGUGAAUAAUACUAAGAAUGAGUAUUGAAUAUGCUAUGUCGCUCUUGAAAACUGUAAAUUGUAAACAUCAAAGUAACUUUAUUAUUCGUUACUUUUAAGCUAGCCUCUACUCCUAAGUUUUUAUAAUUGUUUGAAUCAUUUUGUGGUGUUAUUAUCAUGGUUGCAAAACGUUAAACAAACCCUUUAUUUAUUAAUAUUGGCUGGACAAUUACAUAAAGAAGAAUUAUAGACUAAAUAUAAAAAAAAUACUGAGAAAGACUGCAAACCUAAGUUCAAAAAAAAAAAAAGACUGCAAACCUAAUGUUUUAAAUGUAUAAUUUAUAUUUUAGUGUUAUAUAUUGUGUAACUCUAAGAUACUAUUUUAAAAUAAUUUCAGGCUCUCUAUCUCGAAAAAGUACUAUGUCUCUCUUCCCCGAUAAGUUCACCAUCUUAUCUAUGAUUUCAGUUCUUUUUUUUGUUUAAAUCUUUAGUAUCUGCACUUAAUAAUAUGAUAAUCGCUUUAUCAAUGCGCUGUUUUUACUGCGUUUUUAUAUUUGAUAUCAGUCAAAAGAAUCAAUAUUUUGUCAUAAAUAUAAUAUGCAUGAGGAAAUAAUAUUUUCAAAUAAUCCACUUAACAAUACUUAUAAGGUUUGUGUAAUCAUUUUAAAACCAUUGUUAACCAGUUUUAUUAGCACCGUUAGUAAGAGGCCAUUUGUUUAAAUGGACACGCCUCAGCAUAAACACCAUUUUCAUGAAAGCAAAAUUAUUUAAAAUAUCCUGUUCGUUUAAAAAAAUGUAAUAUAUGUUAAAAGCAAAUUAUUUUGAAUGCUUUUAUUUUUAUAAACUAUUCCCUCUGUUUUUAAAAAAUGCAUAUUCUAGAUUUUUCACAUAUAUUAAGAAAACUCAUUAAAUAUGCAAUGUUUUUUGUGAAUAACAAUUUUCCAUAACUUUAAGCCAAUAGAAUUUCAAUAAACACCAUUAAUUUUUUUGAAACUUACAAUUUUUCAUAAAAUCAUACAUUGAAAAAGUAAAAAAUAUAUCUUUUUAAAACACAUUUUUUUUCCAGAACAUACAUUUUUUAGGAACGGAUGGAGUAUACGGUACUGAAAAAUAAAAGGUAAACUUAGUCCUAUUAAAAACAAUCAAACUUUAAAGUAGGAGCUUCAUAGCUCAAACAGACGUAACUUUAAAUUCUAAAUAUAUUCAUGUCCCACCAAAUUAUAUAUUAUUUUUAAUUUAUGUAUAAGCUCACCCAACCAUUUUUAUUAGUUAUUUUUCUUUACAUAAUAAAAGAGUUACAAUACAAUUUCACCAGAAUCUACUAUCUCAAAUUUAAGAUACACAAGUUUAGUUCAAUUUAUUAAUAUUAUAGAUUUAAUUACAUUUUAAGCAAAUUUAUCAUUGUAUUUUUUUAAAUCUCUACUUCUCUAAAACUCAAUUUCUGUCUUUCAAACUUUGCUAAACAAUUUAAAUAUAUAGAGAAUAAAUUAAAAAGACAUAAUCCGCGCGUAGCGCGGACAAUCGAUCUAGUGACUAUAAUUUUUCCUAGAUCCGCCAUUCUCCACAUGACUAGUGCAUUUGUCUCUCUCAUUCCUACUAACUAGGAUAAGACCUGCGCCUUGCGCAGGGUGAAUUUAUUAGUAUAUAUUAUCGAUAGUUUCUUUUAUACAUUUGAUCAUUUUAUUUAUAUAUAUAAAAUAUUUAUUGUUGUUAUUAUAUAAUUUCUUUCCAAUGAAUCAGAUCAAUUUUUAUAAAAAAUAAUGGAACAAAAGUAUAAUUAAUACAUCAUGAGUUGAUCGGAUUGGACAUUAAACAAAUUAUGAUUUAAAACCUUAUUUUUUUCAUCGAACACAUUCUUGAAAAAAGUGAACAGUAUUGUUUUCACAGUUGAAUUAUUUAGUAUUGUUUUCACAGUUGAAUUAUUUUGACUUUUAUCUUCUAUAUGGUUUUGAAAACUUUCAAAUCAACCAUCGAAUUGAUACAUGUCAUUUUAAUGUUUUUAGUCGUAUACUUACGGAAAACUUACAUUAAUUUAAAAUCGUUUAAAAAAAAUCAAAAUAUAACAUAUAAGAAAAAAUCUAACAUAAAAGAAAAAUAUAACAUAUAAGGUGUCCUCAUUUUUGUAUUUUAAAUUCGUUUAAAAAAAAAAUAACAUAUAAGGUUUCCUCAUUUUUAUAAUUUAAAGUCAUUUUAAGAAAUUCAAAAUAUAACAUAUAAGAAAAAAUCUAAUUUUUUUAUUAUAUGGUUAAUGUGAUUGUUUAUUUUUUUUAAUAAUAUAAAAUUAAACAAAAUGAAGAAGGAUGCAAAAAUUGUUAUCAAAUCUUUAUUAUUCAUAAUCAUUAAUUUCCAUAUAUAUGUAAAUAAUAUUAGGUAAUUUAGUAGCAUUUAUUUAGGGAAAGAAAACACACAUCUUAUAUUUUAGGUUAAUAUAAUGUUCUCUAGUGGACAUUAAACAAAUUAUGACAUAAAAACCUUAUUUUUCCCCUCGAACACAUUCUUGAAAAAGUAAACAGUAUUGUUUUCAUAUUUGAAUUAUUUUGACUUUUAUCUUACAUAUGGUUUUGAAAACUUUCAAAUCAACCAGCAAACUGAUACAUGUCAUUUCAAUGUUUUUAGUGGUAUACUUAAGAAAAACUUACUUUUUUGUAAUUUAAAGUCGUUUUAAAAAAUUCAAAAUAUAACAUAUAAGAAAAAUAUAACAUAUAA